GAGAAUGAUAAAUACAAAACCCCACCAUUUCUCCACCUCCACUUGCCUGCACGCCCCUCUCCCCUUCCUUUUUCUCUUAUUCACUUUUUUUAGUUUUUUUUUCCCAGAAGAAGAAGCAGUGAGAGAGUGAGAUAUCAAUGCCCUCUGCAAAUCUGCCAUUCUUACUUGUUUCAGGCCGCUUUUAAUUUGAUUUAAUUGCUCGAGGAUUACAGAUAGGGACAGCUCUUUAAUUUGGACUCUCUCCCCGAUUCAUAUAUUCAAAUGGUUUUAUCCUCUUCUUCUUUGCUUCUUCUCCACAACAUAAUUAUUUUGUCCUUUUGAUUCUUCCUUCGUUUUUCGCUUCUGAGAAGAAGAAUCUCGUCGGAUUCACCAUGGGUUUGGGAUGGAAACGGCCCUUCUGUGCAUCGAUCCCCAGAGAUCGACAUUCCAAGGAUACUUCUUCUUCCGCCCCUCUUCCCAGCCCCAAAUCCGGAUCUAAGUUCGGAUUCUUCUCCAAUCCUUCCACGCCGCGGUUGCAGUCUCAGCCGCCGGUGUCUACAUCCGGUCUUCGUUGCCGGACCACGGCGACUCCGCCCGCCGACAGUCCCAAGGUUCAUUCUAGGAGUCCCACAUUCUCCCACCGCUCACUGCCUUCCUCUCCUCGCUCCCCUUCCGCCUUCUCUCUGCUCAAAUCCAGUCUCCGUCUAUCUAAGCAGAGCAGAUGCGGUAUAUGUGCGAAGACGGUGAAAUCCGGCCAAGGGACGGCCAUAUUCACGGCGGAGUGCUCUCACAGUUUCCACUUCCCCUGCGUUGCUGCCCAUGUGAAGAAACAAGGUAGACUCGUUUGCCCCAUUUGCAGCUCAAACUGGAGAGAGUUGCCGGUGCUGUCGCCUCUGGAUGAUCAGAUUACGACGGUGGAAGUGGAUGUAGAAGAGAGAACGAUUCGACAGGUGUCGCCGAAACCAAUGGCUGCCGUUCGUGUUAAGAGCGAGGCGGAUAAUAAUAAUAAGCAGCACCGGAUUUUGAAAGUCUACAAUGAUGAUGAACCAUUGAUGUCUCCAACUUCCGGUGCGCGGUUUAAUCCCAUACCGGAAUCCGAUGAGGAGAAUGAGGAGUUUCAGGGAUUUUUCUAUGAAAAAGCGAGCCCGGUGAUGUACAUGGCGGCGACGGCCAAAGUUUGUAAUGACUUUGAGGCGAGGCUGUUGCCUGAUGCGGCCGUAGUUUCUGUCGGGAAAAGUCACGAAACGCAUGCCGUAGUUCUGAGACUCAGAGCUCCGCCGGCUUCGCCGAUGAAUUCUCGUAGAGCUCCCAUAGAUUUGGUGGCGGUGCUGGAUGUCGGCGGUAAAAUGACUGCCGAUAGCAUCCAGGUGAUGAAGCGGGCGAUGAGGCUGGUGGUGUCGUCGCUCUCCGCGGCCGACAGACUCUCUAUUGUGGCGUUCUCCGCGACUUCUAAGCGACUGUUUCCGCUGCGGCGGAUGACGUCGAGCGGCCGACGAUCAGCGCGUCGAAUAGUGGACGCCAUGGUCUCUCUGGGAGGAGCGGCGAGUGCAAACGACGCGCUCAAGAAGGCAGCGAAGGUUCUAGAUGACCGCCGCGAGCGAAAUUCCGCCGCCAGCAUCCUCCUAUUAUCCGACCGCCAUUACGACAAGUCCGUCGCGCUCUCCGUCUACCAGACCCCCCAAUCUCCGGUGGUAUCAUCCUCUAAGCUAUUCGGGACACAUGAGAUCCCCGUGUAUUCCGUCGCACUCAACGAGGCUACCGGGUUCGGAUCCGUGUCAUCCGAAGACGCGCUGACAAAAUGCAUUGGCGGAUUGCUAAACGUCGUCGCUCAUGACCUCCGGAUCGAGCUCGGGUUCGUGUUCGGCUCCGCUCCGGCGGAAAUCGCCGCCGUUUACUCGAACGGGGAACGUCCGGCGUGUCACGGGUCGGGUCAGAUCCGGUUGGGAGAUUUUUACGCAGAGGAGGAGAGAGAAUUGCUGGUGGAACUGAAAGUCCCAUCAUCAGCGGUUGGGGCCCACCACGCGAUGUCCGUUCGAUCCGUUUACAAAGACCCGUCAACUCACGAGUUCAUCCAUUGCCCAGAACAAGCGUUACCCGUUCCACGCGCCCAAGCCGUCCGAUCUUCGCCGCUCAACAUCCGACGGCUGAGGAGUCUCUUCGUGUCGACUCGCGCCGUGGCCGAGUCAAGGCGGCUCGCCGCCGAGCGUAACGAGUUCAGCGCGGCGCAGCGGAUGCUGUCUUCGGCUCGAGCCCUGCUGCUGCAGUCAAACGCGGGGGAACCGGACGAGUUCGUGCGCGGAUUGGAAGCCGAGCUAUCGGAGCUUCACCGGACGAAGCAAAAUCAGGCUCAGGUGGCGGCGCAACGUCGGCGGAGGAACGAAGAACAGAAGGCCGAACCCCUGACCCCAACAUCGGCUUGGCGAGCGGCGGAGAUGUUAGCUAAGGUGGCUAUGACCAGAAAGUCUAUGAACAGAGUCAGCGAUUUACACGGCUUCGAGGACGCCAGAUUUUAGAAAUUCAAGCCGGCUUCAACCCCCCACCCCCGAAUCCCCACCCUUCACUUCAGAAUUAUUAAAUCUUAAACGUUAUU
Cuscuta campestris is the source of this 2569-nucleotide messenger RNA. The record is from the annotation of a GenBank genome assembly. Lineage: Eukaryota; Viridiplantae; Streptophyta; Magnoliopsida; Solanales; Convolvulaceae.